Molecule: messenger RNA, 441 nt
Organism: Thyridium curvatum
Lineage: Eukaryota; Fungi; Ascomycota; Sordariomycetes; Thyridiales; Thyridiaceae
Exons: 3
Coding region: 1-441 (146 amino acids)
Source: RefSeq, a predicted model, not a curated record
AUGAAGUAUACUGGCGCCUUUGUCAUCUUCCUCGCCGCUUGCGUGGCAGCCAACCCCGUGAUCAACGCCGCGAGGGCCGAGGAGAGCGUCAACGCCGCCGCCAGUAAUGGCGAAAAGGGUCUCGCAGCAGCAGCGGACGCUGCCGAGGCAGUUGCCCUUGCACAGGCUGGCGACGGUGGCGCGGCGACUCCCGGCGCUGUGUUCCAGUCCAUCGAUGCUCAGUUUGCCAAGGCGACUGAUGCUGCGAAUGCCAACGCCAACGCCAAUGCUGAUGCCAACAAGGGCAAAGAUAACAAGGGCAAAGACAACAAAGGCAAAGCCAACGAGGGAAAGGCCAACGAGGGAAAGGCUAACCAGGGAAAGGCUAACCAGGGCAAGGAUAACAAGGGUAAGGACAACAAGGGUAAGGACAACAAGGGCAAGAAAAACAAGAAGAACUAG